Coregonus sp. 'balchen' is the source of this 17010-nucleotide messenger RNA. Lineage: Eukaryota; Metazoa; Chordata; Actinopteri; Salmoniformes; Salmonidae. The record is from the annotation of a GenBank genome assembly.
AUGCCUUUGCUGUUUUUGGAGAGAUUUCCAUGGCCCAGUUUGCAGACAUACACAGCUCUGAGUGCUGUAUUUCUCGCGGGGGCAAUCUUAAAUGGCUACUACACUGUCCCAGAGCUAGUAGAGUACACACAGACACAGAGCAGGACUCCCGUAGAAAGUGAUGAUGUUGAUGAUGACCCAAUCACCAGCCUUAGCGAUGUGGCAGCCACUGUCCGGUUGUACCUGGUCUCAGACACCGUUUUUGUUUGGGUAAGUUCAUGAACUCAGCUACUGUGGUUUGUUGAUCGUCAUGCUUUGAAUUGUACUGAAUUAUCAGAAUAUUGUGUAGCGGACUAAACUCCACUCCGUGGUAAAGGAAGUUUAUGAUGAACUUCCAACGGCGUGGAGCCGAGAGCAGGCUUUGCGUAAUCUAACGUUAGCUCCGACAUCGAUUUGCCUAAAGUUAAUACUUCAAAAAAAAUUAAAUUAUGAAACGGCCAACUUGUACCUAUGUUUGUCUUCUGUAGUUGUGUGCCUUUGUUUGCUGUAGUCCAACAUUUUUCAAUAAACGUUAUUCAAAUACAACCACCGACUGUUUAUUGCUGUUGCUCUAAGAUGGCAACUCAGUGUAAAUGCGCAUGUGCCCAUUGAAUCUCAACAAGGAAAGUCAGUAUUUAAUUAUCGUUUAUUGAAAAGUAUGGAUUUCAGCAAACAAAGGCACGCAUCUACAGAGGACAAACGUGGGUGUUUCAUAAUUUAUAUUUUUUGAAGUAUUGACCUUGGGUGAAUCGAUAUAGUCCGAGCUAGAUUCCACAAAUCCUGGUCUCGGCUCCACGCUGUUGGUGAAGUUAAUCAGAAACUUCCUUCACCGUGGAGAUUAGUCUACUAGAUACUGUGCUGAAAAAGAACAAAAAACCAUCGCAAUUGAGACUUUCGUAACCAGGGACAAACUUUUACCUUGAUGUUGAAAUAAUGGAUUUAGGAAAUUGUCAAUUUGCUGUUUCAUUUGAUGGCUGAUUUAACUUUCAAUUCAAAAUGUCAUGUUGAUCAGGUGAUGGUGAAUACAGCCUGCUGUGUCCUGAUGCUGAUUGCAAAGGUGAUCCAGUGCAUUGUCUUUGGGCCACUCCGUGUCAGUGAAAAACAGGUAAGUAGGAAUGUGUUUUGUGUUUGUCUAGGUAAUGUAAUUAACCAGGUAGCCUAAUGUUUUUCCUGGAAACCCAUACUGCAAACUGCCAGGUCCCAUGUAACUGGGGUAUAGUGGGAAUGUAAUUUAAUUAGUAGUCAUUGAGACAUGCAUGAGUAGAUAGAGGCCACUAUCAUAAACAUUUUAUUAUGCAGCUGUAUUAAAUCCUAGGCAAUGAGUGAUUCCUCACGAAACCCAGACGAGAGGCCUGGGUAAGGCCAAAAUGUCAUGAAUAUAAAAUAAAAUUGUAUUUGCCACAUGCGCCGAAUACAACAGGUGUAGACAUUACAGUGAAAUGCUUACUUACAAGCCCUUAACCAACAAUGCAGUUUAAGAAAAAAAUAGCAAAUAAUUAAAGAGCAGCAGUAAAAUAAAAUAACAGUAGGGAGGUUAUAUACAGGGGGUAAGAGGGCUGUAAAGCGGCUGCCAUCUUCUUCGGUGCCAUUUCUGUGUAUAUGCCAACUUUGAUCAAUCAUUUCUCAAUUAUGCUUUUAGAUACAAAUGUGAAAUGUGUCAACAAUCCUGCUUUCUCUGCCUAUACAGCACCUGAAGGACAAGUUCUGGAACUUCAUCUUCUACAAGUUCAUCUUCAUCUUCGGGGUGCUGAACGUUCAGACGGUGGAGGAGGUGGUGAUGUGGUGUCUGUGGUUCGCUGUCCUCGUCUUCCUGCACCUCAUGGUCCAGCUCUGCAAGGACCGCUUUGAAUAUGUACGUUUCCAAUAGUCCUAAAUAGGAGUUAUCCUCUUCUGACAAACAAAAAGAAGUCCCAAUAUUGUUUUAUCAUUUGUAUUCAGCCAAUAUCUGUAAGGCUAACCAAUAGCGUCUUUGUUCUGUAAAAACAACUAUAAUUUCCCCGGUUCAUGAAUAGGGUUUUUGCUGUUAUGACAUUCUGUUAUCCUCCACGGCAGUAUCGUACUUUAUAAUUGAGUCAUAUCUUGUGUGUUGUUACAGCUGUCGUUCUCACCCACCACUCCUAUGGGCAGUCGUGUGAGGGUUCUGGCCCUGCUGGUGGGUAUGCUGCUGACCUGCUGUGGCCUGGCUCUGCUCUGUGGUCUGCUGGGAAACCCCCACGGCAUGCACACCGUCGCCUUCAUGGCCGCUGAGGUAGGAUGCCUGGAGCCCGCUCCCCAAGUGGAGCUCAACUGUCUUUACUGGUCCUCUGUAGCUCAGCUGGUAGAGCACGGCGCUUGUAACGCCAGGGUAGUGGGUUCGAUCCCUGGGACCACCCAUACACAACAAUUUAUGCACGCAUGACUGUAAGUCGCUUUGGAUAAAAGCGUCUGCUGAAUGGCAUAUUAUUAUUAUUUCCUUGAUUCAUCAUGUCUUCUCUCCUUAGGAGAGGAAUUUUUCUCCAAUGCAUUUUGAGAUGGAGGCGACAUUAAAAAGUAUUUGUUGGAUCCUCUUGCCUUUGUUUCUAUAUGGAUAAACAUUUGCUGUGUAGUGCUUAUGUCUAUGUUUAAUGUAUACAUCAUGGCCUAUCUGAUGAUGCUCCCUAUUAUCUAACCAGACCAUUGUUUUCUUAUGUUUCCCUUCAGUGUAUGCUGGUGUCCGUUAGAACUGGACAUGUCAUUAUCCGGUAAGUGAUUGUGCAGGCAAUUGCCAAAAUAUUGUAUAUCUUGUAUGAACUCAUUACCAACUGGUGGUACAUCUUGUUACGUUCCCCAGCAAGAAAACCCAAAAUGGCGCUCAAACAGAAGGGGGAACUAACAGAGUCAUUGACAUCAACCAAAACGAAACCGGUGGGGUUUUAGGAGAGGUUCUAAAAGACUAAUGGGGGUGUCCACUGAAAGUUGCAUAGCAACAACAACUCAAACCUAAAAGACACCCACUAAGGGGGAAACAAAAGAAAAACCCACACUAAACUUAGACAGGAAGCAAACCAAAAUGAAAAUAGGGAAGAUCAGAUAAAGGAUUGUUUGUCUGGAAAUCAAAUAGGGAGCCUCAACUAAAGGUGUUGUCUCUCCAGACAACUGGAGCACUGGGCCAGCCACUCUUAAAUAUCACCUGGGCCAGCACAGGUGAAACACCAUCCCACUAAUGAGAUGACAAACCAGCACAGGUGUAACACAUACUGACUAACGAGGUGACACCAGUCUGUACGCCCCACGUGUUAACGUCCAACCUCGAAAAAUAAAUGGAAAAACCAAAGCCUGUAACAAUCUGACAAGGCCACACACACUGAACAUGUUCCUGCUCCCUCCAGGUACUCCAUCCACCUGUGGGACCUGAACCAUGAGGGCACCUGGGAGAGUAAAGGAUCCUACGUCUACUACACUGACUUUGUGAUGGAGCUGGCUCUGCUAGGUCUGGACCUCAUGCACCACAUCCACAUGCUGGUGAGUUCAACCCCCCAUCUUCAGACAUCCACUCACUUUCACAAAAAACAACUGCACAAGAGUGGCAUGUCCCUAAUUUGAGUUAUUACUAGAGUUGUUACUAAGGUCUAUUUAUCCAAGGGUCCCUUCAUGUUGUAACCACAAUGUCUUCUUUCUACCAACUCUCUUGCUCCUUUCUCUUCUUUAUACCCCCUCUCUUUCUUUCCCUCUCUUCUCAGCUGUUUGGUAACAUCUGGCUCUCUAUGGCCAGUCUGGUGAUCUUCAUGCAGCUGCGUUACCUGUUCCACGAGGUGCAGAAGAGAAUCCGUCGCCACAAGAACUACCUACGUGUCAUCAACAACAUGGAGGCCAGGUUUGUUGCUCAGUUAACUAGCUUGAUCUUUCUACAUACUGUACAGUACCUGUGUAUUUAUUUACAUGACAUUGUGUUAUAGCUGUAUCCAUCUAUGCUCUGAGGCAUAUUUAUAGGCAAAAUAUGAAUUUCCAUGAUCUGAAAAGAAAAUGGACAAAGUAUUGUUCUUCUAGAUAUAUUGGUUGAUUGCAGGUUUGCUGUGGCCACCUCUGAUGAGCUGAUAGCCAACAAUGAUGACUGUGCUAUCUGCUGGGACUCCAUGAUGACAGCACGCAAGCUGCCCUGUGGACAUCUCUUCCACCAGUGAGCAGAUAUGCAAAAACUCUUAACCCCCAUGCAGUGCACAUUUCAGCUACCACAACAACUAUCUAUUCUGCUAUACAGUAUAACUCCAGUCCAUUAUCAUGAUUUAACAUUGUGUGCCUAGUGCUACAUAAAAUCAAAGCAUUAUUAUGGUCAGUAUUAAGUGUGUUUUUGUGUGCACAGCUCCUGCCUGCGUUCCUGGUUGGAGCAGGACACAUCGUGUCCCACGUGCCGUAUGUCUCUGAACAUCAGCGAGGGGGCCGGAUGGGAGAGAGAGGAGAGGCAGAGAGAGGCCAUGCUGGAGGACAACAUGGGCCCUGAAGGCCCUGGACCCGAGGCAAGGCCACACCUCAACCAGCACAACCACUUCUUCCACUUUGACGGUGAGGCCCCAACAUUCACCCAGUAUACUCACUUUUCUAAUAGCACUCAAUUUAUUUCACAGGGACCGGACACAUUAAUCAACAUUUAGGUUUAAGUGUAAAUCAUAGUCCCACAUCUCAUUGUGACAUAGCUACGCGGUUCUGAGACUGCCGUCCGCGGGGGACGCACAACAUUUUCAACCAACUCAUUUCUGGUAUGUGUCCUCUAUAUUUAUUUGAAUGUGUUGACAGUUGGAGAAAUUGCUCGAGCCGUGCUGAGAAUUCGGAAAGUAUGAAAGCCAACAGUCCAAUAUUCUAGAUCACUGCUUUGCGUACGCAUACACGUUUUGGCACUUUAAAAAUAAGUAAAUUAGUAGUAGGUAUUAUUUGUUUGUCGCAUUCAAAUAAUGAAUUGUACACCAAUUUACAAUCAUAACAUCAAAUAGUUAAAUCCUAAACUAGUAAAACACUUUUAAUACAAUACAAUGUUAAAAUAUGCAAUAUACAUACACCGAGUGUACAAAACAUUAAGAGCGCCUUCCUAAUAUUGAGUUGCACUCCCCCCUUUUGCCCUCAGAACAGCCUCAAUUCGUCGGGCGUGGACUCUACAAGGUGUCGAAAGCGUUCCACAGGGAUGCUGGUCCAUGUUGACUCCAAUGCUUCCCACAGUUGUGUCAAGUUGGUUGGAUGUCCUUUGGAUGGUGGACCAUUCUUGAUACACACAGGAAACUGUUAAGCGUGAAAAACCCAGCAGCGUUGCAGUUCUUGACACAAACCAUUGCGCCUGGCAUCUAUUCCAUACCCCGUUAUUAUAAUAAUAAUAAUAAUAUGCCAUUUAGCAGACGCUUUUAUCCAAAGCGACUUACAAUCAUGCGUGCAUACAUUUUUUGUGUGUGGGGGGUCCCGGGGAUCGAACCCACUACCUUGGCGUUACAAGCGCCGUGCUCUACCAGCUGAGCUACAGAGGACCACCGUUCAAAGGCACUUAAAUCUUUUGUCUUGACCAUGCACCUUCUGAGUGGCACACAUACACAAUCCAUGUCUCAAUUGUCUCAAGGCUUAAAAGUCCUUCUUUAACCGGUCUCCUCCCCUUCAUCUAUUCUGAUUUUGAAGUGGAUUUAACAUGUGACAUCAAUUUUUAUUUGUCACAUGCGCGGAAUACAACAGGUGUAGACCUUACCAUGAAAUGCUUACGUACAAGCCCUUAACCAACAAUGCAGAGUUUAAAAAACGUGCUAAAUAAACUAAAGGAAAAAUAGUAACACACAAUAAAAUAUCAAUAACUAGGCUAUAUACAAGGGGUACUGAGUCAAUAUGCGGGGUUACAAGGUAGUUCAGGUAAUAUGUAGGUCAGGUUAAAGUGACUAGGCAUAGAUAAUGACAGAGAGUAGUAGCAUCUGUGAAGGAAUGUGUGUGUGUGUGUGGCGUCAAUAUGCUUGUGUGUGUUGGGAGUGUCGGUGUACUCCUGAGUGGCGCAGUGGUCUAAGGCACUGCAUCGCAGUGCUAACUGUGCCACUAGAGAUCCUGGUUCGAAUCCAGGCUCUGUCGCAGCCGGCCGCGACCGGGAGACUCAUGGGCGGCGCACAAUUGGCCCAGCGUCGUCCAGGGUAGGGGAGGGAAUGGCCGGCAGGGAUGUAGCUCAGUUGAUAGAGCAUGGCGUUUGCAAUGCCAGGGUUGUGGGUUCGAUUCCCACGGGGGGCCAGUAUAAAAAAAAUAUGUAUUCACUAGCUGUAAGUCGCUCUGGAUAAGAGCGUCUGCUAAAUGACUAAAAUGUAAUGUAAAUGUAGUAUGUGUGAGUGUGUGUGGUUAGAGUCCAGUGAGUUUACAUCAAGCCUGUGCAAGAGUCAGUGCAAAUAAUAAAAUAAGGGGGUCAAUGCAAAUAGUCCAGGUGGCCAUUUGAUUAACUGUGAAGCUGGGUUAUGGCUUGGGGGUAGAAGCUGUUUAGGAGCUUUUUGGUACCAGACUUGGCGCUCCGGUACCGGUUGCUGUGCGGUAACAGAGAGAACUGUCUAUGACUUGGGUGGCUGGAGUCUUUGACAAUUUUUAGGGCCUCCCUCUGACACUGCCUGGUAUAGAGGUCCUGGAUGGCAGAGAGCUCGGACCCAGUGUUGUACUGGGCCGUACGCAUUACCCUCUGUAGCGCCUUGCGGUCGAAUGCCGAGCAGUUGCCAUACCAAGCGGUGAUGCAGCCAGUCAGGAUGCUCUCAAUGGUGCAGCCAUUGGUGAGUCUGUCAUGGAAAGAGCAGGUGUUCUUACUGUUUUGUAUACUCAGUGUAUACAAAACAACAAUACUAUAAAGACAAGGUGUGGGUGGCAGCUUUGUAUUUGUAUGUAUUAUGGUCCCCAUACUCUUCCUGGGGUCCAGCAACAUUAAGGCAGAGAGAUAUAUAUAUAUAUAUAUAUAUAUAUAUAUAUAUAUAUAUAUAUAUAUAUAUAUAUGCAGUGGGGAGAACAAGUAUUUGAUACACUGCCGAUUUUGCAGGUUUUCCUACUUAAAAAGCAUGUAGAGGUCUGUAAUUUUUAUCAUGGGUACACUUCAACUGUGAGGGACGGAAUUUAAAACAAAAAUCCAGAAAAUCACGUUGUAUGAUUUUAAAGUAAUUAAUUUGCAUUUUAUUGCAUGACAUAAGUAUUUGAUCACCUACCAACCAGUAAGAAGUCCGGCUCUCACAGACCUGUUAGUUUUUCUUUAAGAAGCCCUCCUGUUCUCCACUCAUUACCUGUAUUACCUGCACCUGUUUGAACUCGUUACCUGUAUAAAAGACACCUGUCCACACACUCAAUCAAACAGACUCCAACCUCUCCACAAUGGCCAAGACCAGAGAGCUGUGUAAGGACAUCAGGGAUAAAAUUGUAGACCUGCACAAGGCUGGGAUGGGCUACAGGACAAUAGGCAAGCAGCUUGGUGAGAAGGCAACAACUGUUGGCGUAAUUAUUAGAAAAUGGAAGAAGUUCAAGAUGACGGUCAAUCACCCUCGGUCUGGGGCUCCAUGCAAGAUCUCACCUCGUGGGGCAUCAAUGAUCAUGAGGAAGGUGAGGGAUCAGCCCAGAACUACACGGCAGGACCUGGUCAAUGACCUGAAGAGAGCUGGGACCACAGUCUCAAAGAAAACCAUUAGUAACACAGUACGCCGUCAUGGAUUAAAAUCCUGCAGCGCACGCAAGGUCCCCCUGCUCAAGCCAACGCAUGUCCAGGCCCGUCUGAAGUUUGCCAAUGACCAUCUGGAUGAUCCAGAGGAGGAAUGGGAGAAGGUCAUGUGGUCUGAUGAGACAAAAAUAUAGCUUUUUGGUCUGAACUCCACUCGCCGUGUUUGGAGGAAGAAGAAGGAUGAGUACAACCCCAAGAACACCAUCCCAACCGUGAAGCAUGGAGGUGGAAACAUCAUUCUUUGGGGAUGCAAAGGGGACAGGAUGACUGCACCGUAUUGAGGGGAGGUGGGAUGGGGCCAUGUAUCGCGAGAUCUUGGCCAACAACCUCCUUCCCUCAGUAAGAGCAUUGAAGAUGGGUCGUGGCUGGGUCUUCCAGCAUGACAAUGACCCGAAACACACAGCCAGGGCAACUAAGGAGUGGCUCCGUAAGAAGCAUCUCAAGGUCCUGGAGUGGCCUAGCCAGUCUCCAGACCUGAACCCAAUAGAACAUCUUUGGAGGGAGCUGAAAGUCCGUAUUGCCCAGCGACAGCCCCGAAACCUGAAGGAUCUGGAGAAGGUCUGUAUGGAGGAGUAGGCCAAAAUCCCUGCUGCAGUGUGUGCAAACCUGGUCAAGACCUACAGGAAACGUAUGAUCUCUGUAAUUGCAAACAAAGGUUUCUGUACCAAAUAUGAAGUUAUGCUUUUCUGAUGUAUCAAAUACUUAUGUCAUGCAAUAAAAUGCAAAUUAAUUACUUAAAAAUCAUACAAUAUGAUUUUCUGGAUUUUUGUCUUAGAUUCCGUCUCUCACAGUUGAAGUGUACCUAUGAUAAAAUUACAGACCUCUACAUGCUUUGUAAGGAGGAAAACCUGCAAAAUCGGCAGUGUAUCAAAUACUUGUUCUCCCCACUGUGUGUGUAUGUAUAUAUAUAUAUAUAUUAGACACAAACACAGUUGAAGUCGGAAGUUUACAUACACUAUGGUUAGUCAUUAACUUGUUUUUCAACCACUCCACAAAUGUCUUGUUAACAAACUAUAGUUUUGGCAAGUCGGUUAGGACAUCUACUUUGUGCAUGACACAAGUAAUUUUUCCAACAAUUGUUUACAGAUAGAUUAUUUCACUUAUAAUUCACUGUAUCACAAUUCCAGUGGGUCAGAGGUUUAAAUACACUAAGUUGACUGUGGCUUUAAACAGCUUGGAAAAUUCCAGAAAAUGAUUUAGAAGCUUUAGAAGCUUCUGAUAGGCUAAUUGACAUACUUUGAGUCAAUUGGAGGUGUACCUGUGGAUGUAUUUCAAGGAUGAAACAAAAAUAGAACUGUUUGGCUGUAAUGACCAUCGUUAUGUUUGGAGAAAAAGGGGGAUGCUUGCAAGCAAAAUGGCUUAAGGACAACAAAGUCAAGGUAUUGGAGUGGCCAUCACAAAGCCCUGACCUCAAUCCUAUAGAAAUGUUUUGGGCAGAACUGAAAAAGCAUGUGCGAGCAAGGAGGCCUACAAACCUCACUCAGUUACACCAGCUCUGUCAGGAGGAGUGGGCCAAAAUUCACCCAACUUAUUGUGGGAAGCUUGUGGAAGGCUACCCAAAACGUUUGACCCAAGUUAAACAAUUUAAAGGCAAUGCUACCAAAUACUAAUUGAGUGUAUGUAAACUUCUGACCCACUGGGAAUGUGAUGAAAGAAAUAAAAGCUGAAAUAAAUAAUUCUCUCUACUAUUAUUCGGACAUUUCACAUUCUUAAAAUAAAGUGGUGAUCCUAACUGACCUAAGACAGGGACUUUUUACUAGGAUAAAAUGUCAGGAAUUGUGAAAAACUGAGUUUAAAUGUAUUUGGCUAAGGUGUAUGUAAACUUCCGACUUCAACUGUGUGUAUACAGUAUCUCACAAAAGUGAGUACACCCCUCACAUUUUUGUAAAUAUUUGAGUAUAUCUUUUCAUGUGACAACACUGAAGAAAUGACACUUUGCUACAAUGUAAAGUAGUGAGUGUACAGCUUGUAUAACAGUGUACAUUUGCUGUCCCCUCAAAAUAAAAAAAAUAAAAAACAACUAACACCCAUUGUAAAGUGGUUAUCCCACUGGCUAUAAGGUGAAUGCACCUAUUUGUAAGUCGCUCUGGAUAAGAGCAUCUGCUAAAUGAUGUAAAUGUAAAAUAACACAACACACAGCCAUUAAUGUCUAAACCGCUGGCAACAAAAGUGAGUACACCCCUAAGUGAAAAUGUCCAAAUUUGCCCCAAUUAGCCAUUUUCCCUCCCUGGUGUCAUGUGACUCGUUAGUGUUACAAGGUCUCAGGCGUGAAUGGGGAGCAGGUGUGUUACAUUUGGUGUCAUCGCUCUCACACUCCCUCAUACUGGUCACUGGAAGUUCAACAUGGCACCUCAUGGCAAAGAACUCUCUGAGGAUCUGAAAAAAAUAAUUGUUGCUCUACAUAAAGAUGGCUUGGGCUAUAAGAAGAUUGCCAAGACCCUGAAACUGAGCUGCAGCACGGUGGCCAAGACCAUACAGCGGUUUAACAGGACAGGUUCCACUCAGAACAGACCUCGCCAUGGUCGACCAAAGAAGUUGAGUGCACGUGCUCAGCGUCAUAUCCAGAGGUUGUCUUUUGAAAAAUAGACGUAUGAGUGCUGCCAGCAUUGCUGCAGAGGUUGAAGAGAUGGGGGGUCAGCCUGUCAGUGCUCAGACCAUACGCCGCACACUGCAUCAAAUUGGUCUGCAUGGCUGUCGUCCCAGAAGGAAGCCUCUUCUAAAGAUUAUGCACAAGAAAGCCCGCAAACAGUUUGCUGAAGACAAGCAGACUAAGGACCAUGUCCUGUGGUCUGAUGAGACCAAGACAAAGACAAGUGUGUCUUGCCUACAGUCAAGCAUGGUGGUGGGAGUGUCAUGGUCUGGGGCUGCAUGAGUGCUGCCGGAACUGGGGAGCUACAGUUCAUUGAGGGAACCAUGAAUGCCAACAUGUACUGUGACAUACUGAAGCAGAGCAUGAUCCCCUCCCUUCGGAGACUGGGCCGCAGGGCAGUAUUCCAACAUGAUAACGACCCCAAACACACCUCCAAGAUGACCACUGCCUUGCUAAAGAAGCUGAGGGUAAAGGUGAUGGACUGGCCAAGCAUGUCUCCAGACCUAAACCCUAUUGAGCAUCUGUGGGGCAUCCUCAAACGGAAAGUGGAGGAGUGCAAGGUCUCUAACAUCCACCAGAUCUGUGAUGUCGUCAUGGAGGAGUGGAAGAGGACUCCAGUGGCAACCUGUGAAGCUCUGGUGAACUCCAUGGCAAUUUCUCUCAUGGAAUAGCCUUCAUUUCUCAGAACAAGACUAGACUGACGAGUUUCAGAAGAAAGUUAUUUGUUUCUGGCCAUUUUGAGCCUGUAAUCGAACCCACAAUUGCUGAUACUCUAGAUACUCAACUAGUCUCAAGAAGGCCAGUUUUAUUGCUUCUUUAAUCAGCACAACAGUUUUCAGCUGUGCUAACAUAAUUGAAAACGGGUUUUAAAAUGAUAAACUUGGAUUAGCAAUCACAACAUGCUAUUGGAACACAGGACUGAUGGUUGCUGAUAAUGGGCCUCUGUACGCCUAUGUAUAUAUUCCAUUAAAAAUCAGCCGUUUCCAGCUACAAUAGCCAUUUACAACAUUAACAAUGUCUACACUAUAUUUCUAAUCAAUUUGAUGUUAUUUUAAUAGACAAAAAAAUUUCUUUCUUUAGAAAACCAAGGACAAUUUCUAAGUGACCCCAAACAUUUGAAUGGUAUUGUAUGUGUGUGUUUAUAUAUAUAUAUAUAUAUACAUACAUACAUACAUACAUACAUACAUACAUACAUACAUACAUACAUACAUACAUACAUACAUACAUACAGUGGGGAAAAAAGUAUUUAGUCAGCCACCAAUUGUGCAAUUUCUCCCACUUCAAAAGAUGAGAGAGGCCUGUAAUCAUAGGUACACGUCAACUAUGACAGACAAAAUGAGAAGAAGAAAAAAUCCAGAAAAUCACAUUGUAUGAAUUUAUUUGCAAAUUAUGGUGGAAAAUAAGUAUUUGGUCACCUACAAACAAGCAAGAUUUCUGGCUCUCACAGACCUGUAACUUCUUCUUUAAGAGGCUCCUCUGUCCUCCACUCGUUACCUGUAUUAAUGGCACCUGUUUGAACUUGUUAUCAGUAUAAAAGACACCUGUCCACAACCUCAAACAGUCACACUCCAAACUCCACUAUGGCCAAGACCAAAGAGCUGUCAAAGGACACCAGAAACAAAAUUGUAGACCUGCACCAGGCUGGGAAGACUGAAUCUGCAAUAGGUAAGCAGCUUGGUUUGAAGAAAUCAACUGUGGGAGCAAUUAUUAGGAAAUGGAAGACAUACAAGACCACUGAUAAUCUCCCUCGAUCUGGGGCUCCACGCAAGAUCUCACCCCGUGGGGUCAAAAUGAUCACAAGAACGGUGAGCAAAAAUCCCAGAACCACACGGGGGGACCUAGUGAAUGACCUGCAGAGAGCUGGGACCAAAGUAACAAAGCCUACCAUCAGUAACACACUACGCCGCCAGGGACUCAUCCUGCAGUGCCAGACGUGUCCCCCUGCUUAAGCCAGUACAUGUCCAGGCCCGUCUGAAGUUUGCUAGAGUGCAUUUGGAUGAUCCAGAAGAGGAUUUGGAGAAUGUCAUAUGGUCAGAUGAAACCAAAAUAGAACUUUUUGGUAAAAACUCAACUCGUCGUGUUUGGAGGACAAAGAAUGCUGAGUUGCAUCCAAAGAACACCAUACCUACUGUGAAGCAUGGGGGUGGAAACAUCAUGCUUUGGGGCUGUUUUUCUGCAAAGGGACCAGGACGACUGAUCCGUGUAAAGGAAAGAAUGAAUGGGGCCAUGUAUCGUGAGAUUUUGAGUGAAAACCUCCUUCCAUCAGCAAGGGCAUUGAAGAUGACACGUGGCUGGGUCUUUCAGCAUGACAAUGAUCCCAAACACACCGCCCGAGUGGCUUCGUAAGAAGCAUUUCAAGGUCCUGGAGUGGCCUAGCCAGUCUCCAGAUCUCAACCCCAUAGAAAAUCUUUGGAGGGAGUUGAAAGUCUGUGUUGCCCAGCGACAGCCCCAAAACAUCACUGCUCUAGAGGAGAUCUGCAUGGAGGAAUGGGCUAAAAUACCAGCAACAGUGUGUGAAGACUUACAGAAAACGUUUGACCUGUGUCAUUGCCAACAAAGGGUAUAUAACAAAGUAUUGAGCAACUUUUGUUAUUGACCAAAUACUUUUUUUCCACCAUAAUUUGCAAAUAAAUUCAUUAAAUUCUACAAUGUGAUUUUCUGGGAAAAAAAUUCUCAUUUUGUCUGUCAUAGUUGACGUGUACCAAUGAUGAAAAUUACAGUCCUCUCAUCUUUUUAAGUGGGAGAACUUGCACAAUUGGUGGCUGACUAAAUACUUUUUUCCCCCACUGUACACACACAGUCAGUCAGUCAGUCGUGGUCAAAAGUAUUGGUCUUUACAAAGUUCGCUGCUUCAGUGUUGAGAUAUUUUUGUCAGAUGUUACUAUGGUAUACUGAAGUAUAAUUACAAGCAUUCCGUAAGUGUCAAAGGCUUUUAUUGACAAUUACAUUAAGUUUAUGCAAAGAGUCAAGUGUUGAGUCUUCUUUUUCAAGACCUCUGCAAUCCGCCCUGGCAUGCUGUCAAUUAACUUCUGGGCCACAUCCUGACUGAUGGCAGCCCAUUCUUGCAUAAUCAAUGCUUGGAGUUUGUCAGAAUUUGUGGGUUUUUGUUUGUCCACCCGCCUCUUGAGGAUCGACCACAAGUUCUCAAUGGGAUUAAGGUCUGGGGAUUUUCCUGGCCAUGGACCCAGAAUGUCGAUGUUUUGUUCCCCGAGCCACUUAGUUAUCACUUUUGCCUUAUGGCAAGGUGCUCCAUCAUGCUGGAAAAGGCAUUGGUCGUCACCAAACUGUUCUUGGAUGGUUGGGAGAAGUUGCACUCGGGGAGGAUGUGUUGGUACCAUUCUUUAUUCAUGGCUGUGUUCUUUGUGAGGGAGCCCACUCCCUUGGCUGAGAAGCAACCCCACACAUUAAUGGUCUCAGGAUGCUUUACUGUUGGCAUGACACAGGACUGAUGGUAGAGCUCACCUUGUCUUCUCUGGACAAGGUGUUUUCCAGAUGGCCCAAACAAUCGGAAAGGGGAUUCAUCAGAGAAAAUGACUUACCCCAGUCCUCAGCAGUCCAAUCCCUGUACCUUUUGCAGAAUAUCAGUCUGUCCCUGAUGUUUUUCCUGGAGAGAAGUUUCUUCUUUGCUGCCCUUCUUGACACCAGGCCAUCCUCCAAAAUACUUCGCCUCACUGUACGUGCAGAUGCACUCACACCUGCCUGCUGCCAUUCCUGAGCAAGCUCUGCACUGGUGAUGCCCCGAUCCCGCAGCUGAAUCAACUUUAGGAGACUGUUCUGGCGCUUGCUGGACUUUCUUGGGCGUCCUGACGCCUUCUUCACAACAAUUGAACCUCUCUCCUUGAAGUUCUUGAUUAUCCGAUAAAUGGUUGAUUUAGGUGCGAUCUUACUAGCAGCAAUAUGCUUGCCUGUGAAGCCCUUUUUGUGCAAAGCAAUGAUGACGGCACGUGUUUCCUUGCAGGUAACCAUAGUUAACAGAGGAAGAACAAUGAUUUCAAGCACCACCCUCCUUUUAAAGCUUCCAGUCUGUUAUUCUAAAUCAAUCAGCAUGACAGAGUGAUCUCCAGCCUUGUCCUCGUCAACACUCACCUGUGUUAACAAGAGAAUCACUGACAUGAUGGCAGCUGGUCCUUUUGUGGCAGGGCUGAAAUGCAGUGGAAAUGUUUUUUGGGGAUUAAGUUCAUUUUCAUUGUAAAGAGGGACUUUGCAAUUAAUUGCAAUUCAUCUGAUCACUCUUCAUGACAUUCUGGAGUAAAUGCAAAUUGCCAUCAUCAAAACUGAGGCAGCAGACUUUGUUAAAAUUAGUAUUUGUGUCAUUCUCAAAACUUUUGACCACAACUGUGUGUGUGUGUGUGUGUGUGUGUGUGUGUGUGUGUGUGUGUGUGUGUGUGUGUGUGUGUGUGUGUAUAUAUAAUAAAUAUAUAUAUAUGUAAUAUUUUAAAUUGUGUGUGUAUAUUUAUGUGUGUGUGUAUAUAUAUACAUUUCAUAACACUUUACACAAUACAUUAAGUGUGUUCCCUCAGGCCACUACUCUACUACCACAUACAGUUGCUUGCGAAAGUAUUCACCCCCCUUGGCAUUUUUCCUAUUUUGUUGCCUUACAACCUGGAAUUAAAAUGGAUUUUUGGGGGGGUUUCUAUAAUUUGAUUUACACAACAUGCCUACCACUUUGAAGAUGCAAAAUAUUUUUUAUUGUGAAACAAACAAGAAAUAAGACAAAAAAACAGAGAACUUGAGCGUGCAUAACUAUUCACCCCCCCAAAGUCAAUACUUUGUAGAGCCACCUUUUGCAGAAAUUACAGCUGCAAGUCUCUUGGGUAUGUCUCUAUAAGCUUGGCACAUCUAGCCACUGGGAUUUUUGCCCAUUCUUCAAGGCAAAACUGCUCCAGCUCCUUCAAGUUGGAUGGGUUCCUCUGGUGUACAGCAAUCUUUAAGUCAUACCACAGAUUCUCAAUUGGAUUGAGGUCUGGGCUUUGACUAGGCCAUUGCGAGACAUUUAAAUGUUUCCCCUUAAACCACUGGAAUGUUGCUUUAGCAGUAUGUUUAGGGUCAUUGUCCUGCUGGAAGGUGAACCUCCGUCCCAGUCUCAAAUCUCUGGAAGACUGAAACAGGUUUCCCUGUAUUUAGCUCCAUCCAUCAUUCCUUCAAUUCUGACCAGUUUCCCAGUCCCUGCCGAUGGAAAAACAUUCCCACAGCAUGAUGCUGCCACCACCAUGCUUCACUCUGGGGAUGGUGUUCUCGGGGUGAUGAGAGGUGUUGGGUUUGCGCCAGACAUAGCAUUUUCCUUGAUGGCCAAAAAGCUCAAUUUUAGUCUCAUCUGACCAGAGUACCUUCUUCCAUAUGUUUGGGCGGUCUCCCACAUGGCUUUUGGCUUUUUUAUUUUUUUUCUGGCCACUCUUCCGUAAAGAACAGCUCUGUGGAGUGUACGGCAUAAAGUUGUCCAAUGGACAGAUACUCCAAUCUCCGCUGUGGAGCUGGGCAGCUCCUUCCGGGUUAUCUUUGGUCUCUUUUGUUGCCUCUCUGAUUAAUUUUCUCCUUGCCUGGUCUGUGAGUUUUGGUGGACGGCCCUCUCUUGGCAGGUUUGUUGUGGUGCCAUAUUCUUUCAAUUUUUUAAUAAUGGAUUUAAUGGUGCUCCGUGGGAUGUUCAAAGUUUCUGAUCUUUUUAUAACCCAACCCUGAUCUGUACUUCUCCACAACUUUCUCCCUGACCUGUUUGGAGAGCUCCUUGGUCUUCAUGGUGCCGCUUGCUUGGUGGUGCCCCUUGCUUAGUGGUGUUGCAGACUCUGGGGCCUUUCAGAACAGGUGUGUGUGUGUAUAUAUACUGAGAUCAUGUGACAGAUCAUGUGACACUUAGAUUGCACACUGGUGGACUUUAACUAAUUAUGUGACUUCUGAAGGUAAUUGGUUGCACCAGAUCUUAUUUAGGGGCUUCAUAGCAAAGGGGGUGAAUAUAUAUGCACGCACGAAUUUUCUGUAAUUUUUUUCUUUCCGAUUUUUUGAAACCAGUUAUUUUUUUCGUUUCACUUCACCAAUUUGAACUAUUUUGUGAAUGCCCAUUACAUGAAAUCCAAAUAAAGAUCCAUUUAAAUUACAGGUUGUAAUGCAACAAAAUAGGAAUAUCGCCAAGGGGGAUUAAUACUUUUGCAAGGCACUGUAUCUAGAAAAUACAUUUAGAAAUUACAUCUUUAGAGUUAUUAGGUAGGCAUUGUUAAGGCCCCUGGGCUAUAUGGUGUGUGCAUUGAUCAGUUUAGUGAAGUAUGAAAUGGGACAGUUCUGAUAGUGGCCUGUGCGUGUCAUGGGGGUGUUCAGUUUGUGGCUGUUGUGGGUUGCCCGUCCAGUAAUCUGCAGUCUGGUUGGGGGGGGGAGCAAGUUUGCAAACUGGGAGUUCUGCAGGUAUUUAGCAAAUGUCAGGCAGAUCUGCUCUCCAAGGACAUGAUUCAGAGGGUUUCGAGGGCUUCACGGUAGCUGGUGUACGACCCGCACAGAAUUAUUCUGCAGGCUCUCUUCUGGACACGCUGCAGCUGAGCAGUCAGGGUGCCGGGCAGUGACGGCAGACUCCAGAACUGGUCUGACGUAGCCGAUUUAGAUGGACAGUAGGUCUGUUGUGGUUACAGAGAAGCCCUUAAUGCGCUUGAGGAGGAAAAGCUUCCUGCUGGCCCUUUUGGUGAUGGUGUCAACCUGGCUGCUCCAACGCAGGUCCUGCUGGACAGUGAGACCCUGCUCCCUGACCUUUGAUGUCUCUGACAUGGGACGCCAUUGA